AUGAACGUUCUGGACCUCGGAUUUUUCAAUGCCAUUCAGUGUCUGCAACAUCAAACCCUCACGACAUCAAUUGAAGAGUUGGUGUUGGCGGUACAUUCUGCUUUCUCUGAUCUGGAUAUGCGCGUCUUGGACAAAACGUUCAUGACGUUGCAGAAGGUGAUGGAGUAUAUAUGUAAAAUAGACGGCGAUAAUGUUUACAAGUUGCAGCACAAGAAGAAGGACACGUUAUUUGUGAACGGCUCACUCCCUCCCCGCCUGGAAUGCGACAGGGAUGCUGCUGCAUCCAUUGAAGCCAUGGAGGAGCGCAUUGACGACGAGCGACGCGUCGACAACAUGAUUGAACUCUUUGAUCUGAUUGCACUAUUCAAGGCCAUGUCCACGUGA
Molecule: messenger RNA, 384 nt
Organism: Aphanomyces astaci
Lineage: Eukaryota; Oomycota; Saprolegniomycetes; Saprolegniales; Verrucalvaceae
Exons: 1
Coding region: 1-384 (127 amino acids)
Molecular function (GO): nucleic acid binding
Source: RefSeq, a predicted model, not a curated record